Messenger RNA from Gasterosteus aculeatus aculeatus (three-spined stickleback), 2712 nucleotides. RefSeq names its product carnitine O-palmitoyltransferase 1, liver isoform. Lineage: Eukaryota; Metazoa; Chordata; Actinopteri; Perciformes; Gasterosteidae. Gene Ontology annotation, molecular function: carnitine O-palmitoyltransferase activity. Gene Ontology annotation, cellular component: mitochondrion. The record is from RefSeq and is a predicted model, not a curated record. Gene Ontology annotation, biological process: fatty acid metabolic process; carnitine metabolic process.
GCUGUGUGUGUACGAGUCGGUGCUCUCAUUCAUGCGGAGGUUCUAGCAGCGAGCAUCGUCCACGGAACAGAGAGUUCUCUCAGACCAGUUGGAAGGGUUGUGACCCUGUUCGGAAGCAGCCAACAUGGCAGAAGCUCACCAGGCGGUGGCCUUUCAGUUCACCGUCUCCCCCGAUGGCAUCGACCUCCAGCUGUCCCACGAGGCGCUGCGCCAGAUCUACCUCUCUGGCCUGCACUCCUGGAAGAAAAGGUUCAUUCGCUUCAAGAAUGGGGUGAUGACUGGUGUGUACCCAGGCAGCCCUGGUGGGUUCAUGGUAGUGGUUGUGUCCUACAUGUCCUACAAUAAGUAUCAACAGCUGGAUCCCUCUCUGGGCUUGAUUGCCAAGCUGGGUCAACACAUGCCCAUCAGUCGAUACAUGUCCACUGACAGCCAGAAGAUAGUUGGAGGUGUUCUGGUGGGCACAGGCCUGUGGGUCUCCAUAAUCAUGAUUAUGAGGAGUGUCCUAAAGUCCCUGUUGUCGUGGCACGGCUGGAUGUACACCAGCCACGGCUCUGUGGCCUGGUCCACUCGUCUGUGGAUGGUAUUGGUUAAGGUGUUCUCUGGCAGGAAGCCAAUGCUCUACAGUUUCCAGAAUUCCCUGCCGAGACUCCCUGUUCCUUCCAUCAAGGACACCUGCAAAAGGUACCUGGAGUCAGUGCGUCCACUGAUGGAGGACGAGCAGUACCAGCGCAUGGAGGGCUUGACCAAAGACUUUGAGAAGAAUCUAGGACCCAGACUGCAGUGGUACCUCAAACUCAAGUCCUGGUGGGCCUCCAACUAUGUCAGUGAUUGGUGGGAAGAGUAUAUUUACCUUCGAGGCCGUGGGCCCAUCAUGGUCAACAGCAACUAUUAUGCCAUGGAUUUCCUGUACGUGUUCCCCACCUCUAUCCAGGCUGCCCGAGCAGGGAACGCCAUCCAUGCCAUCAUGCUCUACAGGAGAAAACUGGACCGAGCCCAGAUCAAACCAAUUUACUUGCUGGCGAAUAAGGUUCCUCUGUGUUCGGCUCAAUGGGAGCCGAUGUUUAACACCACCCGCGUUCCUGGUUUGGAGACAGACAUCCUUCAGCAUGUGAACGACAGCAAACACAUUGCCGUGUACCACAAGGGCCGUUUCUUCAAGGUGUGGAUGUUUUAUGACGGGCGGUUGCUGUUGCCACGGGAGAUCGAGCAGCAGAUGGCGAGGAUCUUGGCCGACACCACUGAGCCAAUGCCGGGAGAGGAGAAACUAGCUGCACUCACCGCAGGGGACAGGACCCCGUGGGCCAACGCCAGAGAAACCUACUUCAGUCGUGGUAAGAACAAGCAAUCUCUGGACGCUAUCGAGAAGGCGGCCUUUUGCGUGACCCUUGAUGACACCGAGCAGCGCUUUGAAUCGGACAACCCGGACCAGUCUCUGGUCAGCUACGCAAAGUCCCUCCUCCACGGAAAGUGCUACGACAGAUGGUUCGAUAAAUCCUUUAACCUGAUCAUUUAUAAGAACGGCACCAUGGGACUGAAUGCGGAGCAUUCCUGGGCGGAUGCUCCAAUCGUCGGACAUCUCUGGGAGCAUGUUCUUUCCAUGGACCCUAUUAAGUUGGGAUACACUGAGGCAGGUCACUGCAAAGGGGAACCCCACCCCAACCUGCCUGGUCCUCAGAAGCUGUCGUGGGACAUCCCGGCUGAGUGCCAGGAGGUCAUCCAGAGCUCUCUGAAAGUAGCCAGGACUCUGGCUGAUGACGUGGACUCUCACAUCAUGCCCUUCAGUGACUUUGGCAAAGGUCUGAUAAAGAAGUGCCGCACCAGUCCUGAUGCCUUCAUCCAGAUCGCCCUGCAGCUGGCCCAUUACAGGGACAAGAAGAAGUUCUGUCUGACCUACGAGGCCUCUAUGACGCGUCUGUUCCGCGAGGGCCGGACGGAAACCGUGCGCUCCUGCACGUCAGAGUCGUGUGCCUUCGUCCGUGCCAUGAUCAAAGGAGAGACCAGAGACGAGUGUCUCAGACUGCUCAAACAGGCCGCGGAGAAGCACCAAAACAUGUACCGCCUGGCAAUGAUCGGAGAGGGCAUCGAUCGCCACCUUUUCUGCCUCUAUGUGGUGUCCAAAUACCUCGGCGAGGACUCGCCCUUCCUCAAGGAGGUCCUGUCUGAGCCGUGGAGGCUGUCCACCAGUCAGACGCCCUUGCAGCAAGUGGAACUGUUCGAUCUGGUCAGACACCCCGAGUAUGUCUCUGCUGGAGGAGGAUUCGGUCCAGUGGCUGAUGAUGGUUACGGGGUCUCUUACAUCAUCCUUGGGGAGAACCUGAUCAACUUCCACAUCUCCAGCAAACACUCAAGCCCCGAAACUGACUCUCACCGUUUCAGCGGCCACAUCCGACAGGCCAUGCUCGACAUAAAGGGUCUCUUCCAGCUUGAAAAGAAAACCCAGUGAUCAGCCCUCUCCAAGCGUGGAGACGACAUAAGUAGUUUUUAGCAAGGAAUCUAUUCUUUCUGAGGUUUGUACAGAAUCAAAUAUUGGAUUUAGGGUUAAUUGAAUUAAGAAUGGUUGAGAUUUUUUGUCAAUUUGUUGGCGGUGCCGUUAAGAGUACUGUAUGUAUAGGCAGGGUGAGAUACUGGUGUUCUUGGGUACAGUGCGUCGUUAAAGGGUUUUAUUGGCAGGACUGUUUGCAUGGGUGCCUUGGUGACCCACCGAUGUAGGAA